AUGACAAGUUUUCUUCCUGUUUUCACCAACGAUUGGCUCCUCGACUACAGACCGUUUCCAGACAAGCCUAGCAAUGUGUUCGAGGAACAUUGGCAUGAGGUUGUUUUAUCGCUAUUGUUCUACGGCACGAUCCAUUUGUUAUCACCAUUUGUGAUGUCACGUUGGAUGGGGUCGCAUUAUACGACGCUUCCCAAACGAACCAGAGUCAACUUUGAUGUUCACGUUGUUUCCAUGGUUCAAUGUUUUAUAUCUAUUGCCAGUCUUGCACCCAUGUGGAAUCAUUCUCAUUGGCAGAACCGACUUAACGACCCCAAAAGUUCUAUUGAGGGAUCAACUCCGUAUGGAAGCUUUGUCGCCGCCAUCACCGUCGGUUACUUUGUGUGGGAUGUGAUUGUUUGUACGGUUUACUUUCAGCUUUUUGGUCUUGGGUUCUUGGUACAUGGACUUGCUGCCCUCUAUGUCUUUUCAUUUUGCAUGAGACCAUAUGCCCAACCAUGGAUCCCCGCAUUCUUGUUGUUCGAACUCAGUACGCCGUUUGUGAAUAUCAAUUGGUUCGCCUCAAAACUCCCCGCUGGAGUCAUUGGCUCCAAGACAUUCAUUAUCAAUGGUCUUUGCUUGUUGUUCACUUUCUUCACAGUGAGAAUUUUGUGGGGAUUCUACGCCGUGACCAUCGUUGCUCGUGAUAUGUUUGCAGUCUGGAAUGAUAAUCCAAAGUUUUUACCGGUUACAAUCUUAGGGUUGAAUAUCACCUUGGAUGUGCUCAAUGUAUUUUGGUUCCAAAAGAUGAUCAAAAUAGCCACCAAAAAGGCAAGAGGAAAUACAAGCACCCGUGCCGCGGCCAAGGAAACAGCCCAAAAGAUUGAAUAG
Meyerozyma guilliermondii ATCC 6260 is the source of this 867-nucleotide messenger RNA. RefSeq lists its product as uncharacterized. Gene Ontology annotation, biological process: lipid homeostasis. The record is from RefSeq and is a predicted model, not a curated record. The transcript has a single exon. Lineage: Eukaryota; Fungi; Ascomycota; Pichiomycetes; Serinales; Debaryomycetaceae. Gene Ontology annotation, cellular component: endoplasmic reticulum; membrane. The coding region runs from base 1 to 867 and encodes 288 amino acids.